GGUAAUAAAAUAUCACGACCAUCCGCUCGGAACAUCGCCACCAUCACGCUCACAUUACUUGCACUGAAUAUCAAGCGAUCACAACAUUGCAAUUGCGGCAUCACCAUUUGACGCUUCCGUGUGCAACAUGGCGACCCUACUUCAGCUGCCCGUUGAGCUCCGGCUCAAGAUCUACUCCAUGGCCAUAUCUUCACGGCCGAAUGUCAUCAACAUCGACGAAGGGGCCAGCUCGAGCGAGCCGCCGCGAUCAACGCUGGCCAAGUCUCUGGCUGCAGUCGACCAGGAGCUCACGCGUGAGAUGAUACCCAUUUACUGGUCGACCAACAUCUUCGAGACGUACCUGCUCAACGGAAUGGGUCAUUACAUCCCGACCGACUGGACAUUCCAUCGAUGGCUCAAGGACAUCGUCAAGGACUCGGCCACUUGCAUUCGACACUUGAGGUUCAAAGGCAUGCUGAGGAUUCCUCUCGACCACGAACAGGAUUGCAUCUUCACCGUCGAUGUCGACCUGAGGCGCCGCAAAACGUGGGUCUGGAACAAGUCGGGCCAGCCGUGUGAUUGCGAGCACGCCAUCAUUCUGCGGUCUCGCAUGGCCGAAAGAUUGACGCAGAUCCCGCGGGUGGAUGGCCAAUGGCAACCCUCACCCUCGAUUCUUUGGGAUGUCUUCGACUGUUGGUACGCUUAUCAUCCCGUUCUCAGUCGACCGGCGCGUUCGUGGGAUGAGUUUCAGCGGCAGUAUGGCCACUUUGGCCCUUGAUACAUCAGCAUCAGCAUCACAGCACGGCGGCCGGAACCAUCGUUGCGGCCAGCACAAGGCGUCGCCCCAUUAGGCUUGUCACAAUGUCUGCAAGACUGCAUAUUUCAAUAA
This is a messenger RNA of Neohortaea acidophila, 868 nucleotides long. RefSeq lists its product as uncharacterized. The transcript has a single exon. The record is from RefSeq and is a predicted model, not a curated record. Bases 128 to 757 code for a protein of 209 amino acids. NCBI's taxonomy places the organism in Eukaryota, Fungi, Ascomycota, Dothideomycetes, Mycosphaerellales, Teratosphaeriaceae.